Messenger RNA from Pisolithus orientalis, 1419 nucleotides. Its product is annotated as Alpha/Beta hydrolase protein. The transcript is spliced from 10 exons. Lineage: Eukaryota; Fungi; Basidiomycota; Agaricomycetes; Boletales; Pisolithaceae. The record is from RefSeq and is a predicted model, not a curated record. Gene Ontology annotation, molecular function: palmitoyl-(protein) hydrolase activity. Gene Ontology annotation, cellular component: membrane. The coding region runs from base 1 to 1041 and encodes 346 amino acids.
AUGUGUCAGUCAAUAGUGCCAUUCUUAGGGGGGUUCACAAGGGGCCUGGCAACUGUCUGUGCAGGAGUUGGGACGAUAGGUUGUGGACUAUUGUACUAUGGCCAGAACUAUCUCAUAUAUCCCUCUGCAUUUCCUCCGGAAUCACGCACUGAGGUUCCCAGUCCUGAUAUGUAUGGUCUUCAUUACGAAGGCGUUGAGCUGAAGACAGAGGACGGCGUAUUACUGCGGUGCUAUCUCUUGACACAACGAAAGGAGGUUGGUCAUCCAUAUGCACUGCAGAUCCCGGUUAACGAUGAGAUGUCGAACGACGAGUUCACAGCAACGCGUCCAACGGUCCUCAUGUUUCACGGCAAUGGGGGCAACCUCGGACAUAGAAUACCGCUUGCACACGUGUUCUAUACUACAAUGCGUUGCAAUGUCUUUAUGCUUUCUUACAGAGGUUACGGCCGCUCCGAAGGAAAACCAUCAGAGUCAGGCCUCUGCAUAGACGCACAAACCGUGCUGGACUAUAUCCUCGCUCAUGCGAACUUGCGGGGGACCCCCAUAAUCCUGUACGGACAAUCACUUGGAGGCGCCGUCGCUAUCCACCUUGCAAGUCGGAACCCAUCUAAGAUCCGUGCACUUAUCCUCGAAAACACCUUUACCUCUCUUCCCCGAGUUAUCCCCCACGCCACUCCAAUCCUCUCUCCUUUUACGUUCCUGUGCCACCAGAAAUGGGACUCAGCAUCCAAGCUUCCACUCAUCCCCCGUGAAACGCCGAUUUUGAUGCUAAGCGGCGAGAGAGACGAAGUUGUUCCCCCACAGCAUAUGAAGGAGUUAUGGGAGAUUGCGUCUAGGAGGCAGGGGACAAAAGUGGACACUAGGGAUGGGAAUGGAGGGGCUCCAGUAGCUUCAGGUGAGCCAAAUGGUGAGCCGAACCCUGAAGUGGGGAAUGGAAUGUCGAGGUUCGUGAAGUUUCCACACGGGUAUCACAACGAUACUUUUAUGCAGAUGGAUUAUUGGCGUGCUGUCACGGAGUUCGUGGCAGGCCUGUGUUCAUGAAUUCCUCGCUAGGCUGUCCUCUCACACCAUUCUUCGCGUGCUAGCGCUGGCGCUGUCAAGAUAGCAUGCACACCGCGAGCCAGUGACGCUGCAAUGGAAAUGAUUGAUACCUGAUUACUCCCAAUACUACAGCCCGCUUGAUACAAUCGCUUACAUCCUUUCUCGUGCAUGCUUCCACGAGUAUUGGUCAACAUGCCGUUGUCGGAUGUAAGUGUAGCAUAGUUUAACACGUUUUUUCGCAUCGGGCAAGUUGACGGAGUCACCCAAAUGCACGCAAUACAGACCUGGAUUCCAGGUGAAUGGGCAUCGUUAAAAAAGUUAGGAUACGUUGUAACAUUGCGAAGGCAGUCCAUCCAUUUACUGUACUGCAAGACCUCC